Molecule: messenger RNA, 1194 nt
Organism: Phaeodactylum tricornutum CCAP 1055/1
Lineage: Eukaryota; Bacillariophyta; Bacillariophyceae; Surirellales; Neidiaceae
Exons: 1
Coding region: 1-1194 (397 amino acids)
Molecular function (GO): oxidoreductase activity, acting on the CH-OH group of donors, NAD or NADP as acceptor
Source: RefSeq, a predicted model, not a curated record
AUGAAUCCCUUGCACUGCCGCUCCAUCGGAAUGUUCAGUCUUAUCUUGUGGAGUUUGGCGUUCGGUACAACGGUAGCAUUGUCGUCGCUUUCUGGGCCAACAAAUAGUCCAACCGCGAGCAAGAAACGUGUGCACAUCGUGACGGGUGCCAGCGGAUACGUAGGCCGAGCCAUUGUGCAUCAUAUUUGCGAAAACGCUUCAAUAUCGCUUAUUCAAUCCGAGGUACAUCAUUGUCAAGACGUUUUGUGUUUGGUACGACCAAAUCGAGUGGCGACCGAGCAAGCGUACUGGAACAUACUUUUGCAAGAUAUCGCAUCGCCCGUGUCCGUCCGUGUCCUUCCCUACGAUAUGUUGGAUGGUGGAGCAAGUCUUAAGGACGCACUCGCAUCUGUGGUGGUGGAACAAGAUCACGCCGAGACGUGUGUCUAUCACGUGGCUUCCGUGUUCGGUCCAACCGAAGAUCACCAACAAACGGCACUAGACAAUGUAAAGGGAACGGAAGACUUGGUGCGUACCUUGGUAGAUUCUGGCAUGACUUGCCGGCUCAUCAUGACUUCGUCUAUGGCGGCCGUUCGAGGCUCUGGACAAAGGCCACGAAACGGAAAGUAUUAUACCGAACAAGACUGGAACACAAUUAGCCUGUUGGGUGCCAACUGGGGCGCCAGUUAUCAAUGGUCCAAAGCGGAAUCGGAACGCAAAGCCUGGGAGAUCUGCCGACACCACAACAUUCCAAUGGUGGCACUUUGUCCUUCUUUCGUCUUUGGACCUCCUCGGGAUUCGAUUAAUAGUAAUUCAUAUUCUAUCACUUUGGUUGGUCAAUGGGCGAGAGGGGAAUCUCAAGUGCAAAGCCGUCUUUUUGUUGAUGUACGAGACGUCGCUGCAGCACAUGUGGCCGCCGCCAUCGAGCUGGAGGCUGCUGGCCAACGGUACAUCGUUUCUUUGGAAACGCGAGCUCCUAGUCAAGACAUUGCGACGUGGUUGCGAGAGGUAUGCCAAACUACCGGACUGUCUGAUCCGGAAAAGGUUCAUUUUGACGGAGAAUUUGACGGUGGCGCAAUCCCUAUCGGAAGCAAAGAAGUGGACGCAAUCGACCGGCUACGAAGGGAACUGAGAGUUACAUUGCGUCCUAUCAAAGACACGAUAAGGGACAUGGCUGGAAACUUACUCAAAGAAACCGCGCAAAAUGACUGCUAA